Molecule: messenger RNA, 972 nt
Organism: Gossypium arboreum
Lineage: Eukaryota; Viridiplantae; Streptophyta; Magnoliopsida; Malvales; Malvaceae
Exons: 1
Coding region: 164-808 (214 amino acids)
Source: RefSeq, a predicted model, not a curated record
UUUUAUUUAUUUAUUUGCGUUUUGGUUUCGUUUUUCCAACCAUACACUUGACCAAGUAGCCUAGAUUUGAUCUUUUAUAAGUUAUAUAAUUCUGUCAAUUUCCCUGUUAGAAUCAGAAACAAAAUUUCAUCCUGAAAUUCUUGCAAGUUAUUUUUUUCCUAAGAUGAUUUAUCCUUUUCUUUGUGGUACUCUCCAUCACCAACAAGAAGAUGAUGGAAUCUGGUCUAGCAGCCCUGUUUGUUCACCGAGAAAAUCAAAAAGAAAGAAAGACACCAAGAACCCCUACUCAACACGGGGGCUUGACCAAUUUUCUGCACUUUUAGCAGAACUUGAAGAGAAAAGGCAAAAAAUUUACUCACAAACGGGAUCACAAAGCAUGGUUCGAUUCGUCUAUAAGAACUCAAACGACUGUGUCCCAGUUGUGGUAAAUCUGAAAGACAAGAAAGAAGAGAAAACCAAACCAGAAAACACCAAAGAAAGGUAUGUUUCCGAACCCAUUAAUAAGCUUCAAACCCCAUCAGGAUCUGAUAAAAACAUGGAUAUGAAAGUGAAGAAGAGAUUUUCAUGGAAUAGUGCUCUGAGAAAGCCUUCUCAUUACAUCCCAGCAAUUAUAAUAUUGAUUUUGUUGAUUUUGGUGUUUUUCGGAAGAUCAGUUGCAAUAUUAGGUACUUGUAUUGGAUGGUAUGUAGUUCCUACAAUCAAUGGGGAAGGAUCAAAUUUAAGAACAUCAAUGAAAAAGAAAGAUUAUGGGAGAAGACAGAGUGGAAAUAAAUUGGUUGGUGGGAAACUAUCCUUCCAAAAGAGUUAAAAAGAAUUGGGUUUACCUCUGCAUCACAGGAUCUGAUGUAAUCAUUUCAUUUGUAUUUUAAUGUAAAAUACAGUUUGUUGUAUUAUACGAGUUUUGAGAGGAAAUCUGAGUUAAGUUGCCUUGUAAUUGUAUAAUUUCUAGUGGAAAUGGUUUUGAUAUUAGAA